AUGAGUUCUACGCAAAUGCCAUCGAAUAAAAAGGAAGGACCUCAAGGACCUAAAAUAACAGCAUUUUUUUCAAAAAAAAUGAAGUCUAGUACGAAAGUUCUUCAAACAGAAACUGAAGAUAUUCAAGAAUUAAAUGUUGAAGAAUGUUAUGACAAAUAUGAUUCGAACUUACAUCCUGAUGACCCUAAAAUAAGUAUCCCGAAGAAUCAAAUUGAAUUUAAACAAAGGGUUUUAAAAGGACCAUAUCAGCCAGUUUUAAAAAUUUUCCCAAGGACAACAUUUGGCAAUGCUAAUAAACAACGCAGUUUUCAGCAUUCUUGGUAUAAUUUGUUUCCUUGGCUAGAAUAUAGUCCAAAAGCAGACCUAGCAUUUUGCUUUCCGUGUCGAAUGUUUAAUGGUGCCACAGGACUUAACGCUGGGCAGAGUGAAAUAGUAUAUUCCAAAACAGGAUUUAAGAAUUGGAAAUUAGCUACAAUAAGAUUUAAUGUCCAUCAAAAAACUAAGGUUCAUUUAAAUAGUUCUUCAGCUUUAUCAAAUUUUUUGGAUUCCAAAUCUAUUGAUGUUGUUUUGGAUAAAACAUGUGAACAUAUUAACAGCCAAAAGGAGAUUCAACGACUAAAAAAUCGUGAAAUUGUAAAACGUAUUAUAGAUAUCAUACUUUGUAUAUCCAUCGGUGGUAAACCAUUGCGUGGACAUACAGAAAAAACAAAUGAUGUUCAUAAAGGUCUUUUUCUUGAUAUUGUUAGUCUUCUAAGUAAAUAUGAUUCAUUAUUUAAUGAACAUUUCAUUUCUGGACCAAAAAAUUGUUUGUACACAAGUAAUCGCAUUCAAAACGAUUUGAUUUCAUCAAUUAAUUUAGUAAUUAGAAAACAGCUACAAGAUAUAAUAACCGAUAGAAAAAUUUCUUUAAUAGCUGAUGAGACAAGUGACAUUGGUCAUCAUGAGCAAUUAUCUAUUGUUUUACGCUACUUUGAUGAAACCAAAAAUUGUCCUAUUGAACAAUUUUUAUGUUUAAAACGAAUGACAUCGGUUGAUGCUCAAAGUAUUUUUGAUAAAAUGAGUGAUGUCGUUCAAGAAUAUGGAAUUAAAUGGGAAAAUGUGGUGUCAAUUUGUUUUGAUGGAGCAUCAACGAUGUCUGGGAGUACUGGAGGAGUGCAAGCAAAGUUUAAAGAAAAAAAUAACAAUUCAUUUUUUGUUCAUUGUUAUGGACACUGUCUAAAUCUUGUUCUAGUAGAUUCUAUUGGGAGACAUAAUAUAGUCACUUUUGAUUUCUUCGGUAACAUACAACUAAUUUAUAAUUUCAUUGAAGGCAGCUGUACUCGGCAUGCAGUAUUGGAAAAAAUUGCCAACUUUACAAAUACAAAGUUAAAAACUUUAAAAUCAAUUUCUACCGCAAGAUGGGCUUGCCGCUCAGAAGCCAUUAGUGCAAUAAAAGAAAAUUAUCCCUCAAUAUUAGCUGCAAUUGAAGAAAUUGUUGAUAAUACAAAACAAUCAGAUGUUCGAGCAAAAGGCAAGGGAAUUCUUCAUCAGAUGAAAACGUUUGAAUUUAUCUUUGCCAUGUUGAUGUUAGAUCCUAUUCUUUCUUCAAUAUUAAAAACAAGUGCUUUUUUACAGUCAUCCGACAUAAACUUAUUAACGGCUUUAGAAAUCAUUGAAAAAGUGUCCACCAAAAUCGACUAUUCGAGUAGUACACAGUACUAUAUGUCUUCAAAAGAAGAAGAAAUGAAGGUUUCUGUAUACUAUUCGACAUUGGAUCAUAUAAUUAGUGGAAUUAAUAUUAGAUUUAACCAAGAAACAAUAAACAUGAUUAGAAGCAUAGGAAAUUUAUUAAUUUUAAAUAUAAAUAGCAUUGACAUUACGGUUUUAUCCGCAGCAUUUGAUUUAAACUCUGAUAUGUUGAAAACAGAAAUUAAUCUUCUUAAACAUACAGAAAAUAUACCAAAAGGCGAGAAAAACAAAUGCGGCGAUUGGAUAAAUUGGCUUACACAAUCCAACUACGGAAGGGAAACUAUAUUUUGUAAUGUUUUUAAAGCAUUGAAAACAUUUAUGGUUAUACCAGUAACGAGCUGUUCUUGCGAACGGUCAUUUUCCAAGCUCAGUAUUGUGAAAACUAAGUUACGCAGUACCAUGAGACAGGAUCGAUUGAAUAGUCUGCUUACAAUAUUUAUUGAGCAAGAACUUGCUUCUGGUAUAAACAUUGAUGAUGUAAUUGAUACAUUCAAAAAUCUUACUCCCGUGGACAGAAGGAUGGAGUUGUAA
Rhopalosiphum padi (bird cherry-oat aphid) is the source of this 2259-nucleotide messenger RNA. RefSeq names its product zinc finger MYM-type protein 1-like. Bases 1 to 2259 code for a protein of 752 amino acids. Gene Ontology annotation, molecular function: protein dimerization activity. Lineage: Eukaryota; Metazoa; Arthropoda; Insecta; Hemiptera; Aphididae. The transcript is spliced from 4 exons. The record is from RefSeq and is a predicted model, not a curated record.